UGUUUCCUUAUAUAACAAUGUCGGUGGCAUUUUCAUCGGCGCGCCCAAGGAGCAAAGGGGAGGUGACACAACAAACGAUACAAAAGAUCCUGGAUGAGAAUCACCAUCUGAUACAAUGCAUCAUGGAUUACCAGAGCAAAGGGAAAACAGCAGAAUGCACACAGUAUCAGCAGAUCCUUCACAGAAACCUAGUCUACCUGGCCACGAUAGCGGAUUCUAAUCAGAACAUGCAGUCACUGUUACCUGCACCUCCUACCCCUAACAUGGGGAGUAUAGGUGCUGGAGGAAUUGGACAGAGCGGAGGCAGCGGGCCCCUACACUCCCAGAGUAACCUCAACGACACCAUGACCCCUGGCCUGCCCCCUACCGCUAUGAUGCAGAGUCAGAUGAGCAAUGGCCCCAGCCACGCUCCCAUGCAGCAGCAGGCGGGUCAGACACAGUCGGCUGGGACCUCGUCCACGUCCCUCAGCCUGCCAGCCAGCACCCACGGCUCAGCCUCCGGCUACAGCCACCCCGUGCCCCCCUCCUCCCAGGGCAGCAUGGUCCAGGGCCUUGGCCCAGGCUACGGUUCUUCCUCUUCCUCUUCUACCUCCUCCCGCAGCAACCUCAACAUGCAGUCUAACACAGUCUCCAUGAUGCACCAGCAGUCGGCCACACCUCAUUACCCGUCAUCCCAGACUGGUGGCGGACAGCAGCAGUACCAGGGUCAGCAGGCUGCUAUGGGCAUGUUGGGGCAGAGCGGGCAAGGCAACAACAUGAUGAGCCAGAGGCCCAUGGGGACCUACCGACCCACACAGCAAGGAUCUGCACCGCAGUACAUGGGACAAGACGAUUUCUACGGAGAGCAGUACGGACACACUCAGAGCUCCAGCGAGCCCAUAAACCAGCAGUAUUACUCUGAUGGUCAUGGGGAGUACUCCUACCAACAGUCAUCCUACGGUGAACAGGGCUAUGAGAGGUCCUUUGAUGAGUCCUCACAGCACUACUACGAAGGAGGCAACUCCCAGUAUAGUCAGCAGCAGGCCCAGUACCAGCAGGGGUCAGGCCAGCAGCAACCCUUCAGCCAACAACAGUACCCCUCACAGCAGGGCUACAGCGGACAGCCACAGGGCUACGGUCCAGGUCAGGGUGCGCAGUCCCAGUACUCCCAGUACCAGCAGGGUCAGGGCCAGCAGUACAGCUCCUACCGCUCCUCCCAGGCUGCCUCUGGGGCACAGACACAGAGGCCCUACGCCUACGAACAGGUACAACUACAGCUACCCCCAACCCCACGUUUUGAGGAGGACUGUGCUGUCCAACAAAACAUUGGGGUCAAUACGGAAACUACCAGCAAUAAGGCACCACCUCCUGGGCAAACUGGUGGACAAGUUAGGCAAGGGAACAGUUCUGUGAAUAACCCCCAACAGUCAUGUGUAAACCAGUCUCUGAGUAAAUGAGUUAGAUUUAUCUCUGAAUCUUUUUAGGUUGCUGAGACACGGAUUAGCAGGCUAGACUAAGUCAGCUUCAUGUUCUGCUGGUUCACUAUUUUCUGAGGACAGGUGAACUGGUUCAGGAGAUCCUGCAUGAAGCACCUCUCAUCUCUGCUUUCUCUUCUUUUCCUCACCCUCUAAGAUGAUUUGAGUUAUGGGGGUAUCUGGUAACAAAUCGGGGGACCCCUCAAUAGCAUUAUUAUAUUAACGUUGGCACCCUCUUAAGCGUUGAAAAGACUCAUAUGUUUAAUUCGAGCCUUGCCUUUAAAUGACUUCCUUUUUUGGUCUCUGUCCUCGCUAUCAACCUCUGUCUGGUUCUCUCACCCUACUUUUCUGUCUGUCUUUCACAGGGUGCACAAUACAAGUGCUGUCCUCUGUCUAAGAUUGUCAUUUAAAAUGCGCCCAGGUCACAAAAAAAGAAUGUUUGGUCAUACAUUCAGCAUCUUUUAUUCAGUGUAAAGCUUAACUUGAUUUGAGGUGAAAAUGGGACUUGUCGGUAGUGUUCAAAUACAACUUGUCAGGAUGUAUUUGAAACUGUGAAGUUGUGUAGAUCGGUGUGCGGUGUUACCGCCUGUUCAGUGUUACCACUCUGUCUGUGUAUGAAGAGCAAAUGUUUGAGUGAGGUUAUAGGCACAAUAGCUGGUGGAUUGACAAGAGAGUGCAACUAUCAACAACCAUCAUAAUAUUACAGGUAAUAUGUACAAUUCAUUUCCAUGAUCAAUCCUUUUUUGUUAAUUCUUUAAUUUUGUCUGAUUGCAUAUAUAUUUUUUAACUAAGCAUUUUUUUUUAUUAAGCAAAAGUAUUUGUAGAUUUUUAUAUGUUGGGACUUUUCCCAUGCUAUAUUUACACUGAACAAAAAUAUAAACGCAACAAUUUCAAAGAUUUUCCUGAGUUACAGUUCAUAUAAGGAACAGUCAAUUGAAUUGAAUUCAUUAGGCCCUAAUCUAUGGAUUUCACAUUACUGGGAAUACAGAUAUGAUUCUGUUGGUCACAGAUAACUUUGAAAAAAAGGGAGGGGCAUGGAUCAAUUAUGUUCAUUGUUCGUAGCUUAUGCCUGCCAUAACCCCAUAGCCACCAUGUGGCACUCUGUUCACAAUGCUGCCAUCAGCAAACUGCUUGCCUACACGAUGCCAUCCACGCUGUCUGCCAUCAGCCCUGUACAGUUGAAACCAGGAUUCAUCCAUCAAGAGCACACUUCUCCAGCGUGCCAGUGGCCAUCAAAAGGUGAGCAUUUGCCCACCGAAGUCGUUUAAGACGCCGAAAUGUAGUCAGAUCAAGACCCUAGUGAGGACGAUGAGUACGCAAAUGAGCUUCCCUGAGACAGUUUCUGACAGUUUGUGCAGACAUUCUUUGGUUGUGCAAACCCACAGUUUCAUCAGCUGUCCAAGUUGUUGGUCUUGGACGAUCCGGCAGGUGAUGAAGCCGAAUGUGGAGGACCGUUGGCGUGGUUACACGUGAUCUGCGGUUGAGAGGCUGGUUGGAUUGCCAAAUUCUCUCAAACAAUGUUGGAGGCAGCUUAUGGUAGAGAAAUUAACUUUCAACUCUCUGCAAACAGCUCUGGUGGACAUUCCUGCAGUCAGCAUGCCAAUUGCACGUUCUCUCAACUUGAGACAUCUGUGGCAUUGUGUUGUGUGACAACUGCACAUUUUAGUGGCCUUUUAUUGUCCCCACCACAAGGUGCACCUGUAUAAUGAUCUUGCUGUUUAAUCAGCUUCUUAAUAUGCCACACCUGUCAGAUGGAUGGUUUAUCUUGGCAAAUGAGAAAUGCUCACUAACAGGGAUGUAAACACGUGUGCACAACAUUUGAGCUUUUUGUGUGCAUGGAACAUUUCUUGGAUCUUUUAUUUCAGCUCAUGAAACACGGGACCAACAUUUUACAUUGCGUUUACAUUUUUGUUCGGUAUAUUUAUUUAUCAAUGUACAAUUUCUUUUUUCAGAUGUUAAAAUUGUUCUAUGUCUCAUUCUCUGUAAUGCACUUUUACUUAUCGUAGUUGAUUAUAAGAAAUGAUUUCCAAACAGCCAAAGUAAAGUAACACACAGGGAGAGGAUUUUAGAAUGUUCUUAGCAAUCAGCACAACACUUUUUCAAUACGUGCAAUACAGUCAGUCACUGGAGCAGAGGAUGAGAUUAUCAGUAGGCUUGAUAAUGGACUUUAAAUGACUUGCUGUGUGUUACCACACACUAUUGAGUCUAUAGCCUAUUAGGGUACAACAAUGAAAAGUCUUAGCCUUCUAUCUAGUUGAGUACAUAAUCCAAAGUAUUAUUUUUUGCCAAUUGUGUUUGGGGUUUGCUUCAACUGUCUUAACCCAUAUAGAGGGAAGUUUUGUAAAGUAUUACAUUCUAACCAAUGUGAUGUAGUCUUGGCCUAUGCGUGUUGAGUGCAUAUGGCAUACAUGUUCGGUGUAUGUUUACAGAAACAAAACAAGUUUGCCAUUUGUCUUACUCAAUUUACUUUAUUCGAAGUGAUCCUAGAUCAAGUGUUGGUUGGUAAGUCCUUAGGAGUGUUAUAGAAGACAAGUUUGUCCCACAAACACACUUGCCUUAUAAUUUCUAUGACAGUGUACAAUAUGUAAAGAUAUGUUGUGGUUGUCUUUAUUUACCUCAAACGAUUUGAUCAUUUUAGGAAAAUCAUGGUUUGGUUUGUUGUAUACGUAUAUCCCCUGUAAUACUCCUAGUAAUGUCAGACUGGAACUUUACUAUAAAAUUCUGAAAGGGGGACAGCACAACUCAUUACACUUGUACGUUGCCAAUAAAGUGGGAUAUCUGAGGUACCUGGCUGUCAAACAGCUCAAUAACUGUAUGUUAACUCAACUACAGUGACAAUCAUAGGCAUCUUUAGACUGCAUAAUAUAUAAUUGUAUUAAUUUCCUGUGAAUUGGAUAUGUACUGUUUUGCUUAUAAUGCAAUACAUUGCGUGUGCGUGACAGAAUAAAGGGUUUGUUUGUGCAUAACCAAAUAUGAAUGUUUAAUUGAUUGUUCAUCUUCGUCUUUUGUUACUGUUUAAUAUGUAAAAUAAAUUUACUUUCACCUUG
Salvelinus fontinalis (brook trout) is the source of this 4501-nucleotide messenger RNA. RefSeq names its product calcium-responsive transactivator-like. The record is from RefSeq and is a predicted model, not a curated record. The transcript has 11 exons. Gene Ontology annotation, molecular function: transcription coactivator activity. Lineage: Eukaryota; Metazoa; Chordata; Actinopteri; Salmoniformes; Salmonidae. The coding region runs from base 18 to 1436 and encodes 472 amino acids. Gene Ontology annotation, cellular component: nucleus. Gene Ontology annotation, biological process: positive regulation of transcription by RNA polymerase II; positive regulation of dendrite morphogenesis.